This is a messenger RNA of Camponotus floridanus (Florida carpenter ant), 1036 nucleotides long. RefSeq lists its product as uncharacterized. Lineage: Eukaryota; Metazoa; Arthropoda; Insecta; Hymenoptera; Formicidae. The record is from RefSeq and is a predicted model, not a curated record. The transcript is spliced from 6 exons. The coding region runs from base 70 to 1032 and encodes 320 amino acids.
CAAUAAAAUAAAAUAAAGAUUAUCAAAUAGACAUGUUACAGAUUGGCCUUUGGAAUUAUAUAUUGCAAUAUGCAAAAUAUUGAUUUAAAUAAACAUUCUAUUAAUAUCAUAGAAAAUAAUGUCCCCCAGAACAUUGCAGAAUGUGACAGAAUUGAUGCUGAAGUAGCAACUUUACAAAUAUCAGAAUUAAAUAAAGCUAUUGUAAAUUUAGAAGAUGCUAUACAAAUAAAAGAUAUGCAAUUAGAAAACACUUGUCGAGAAAAAGGAAGAUUAUUGGCAGAGCUAAAGAAGCAACAAAGAUGCAACAGACAUCUUAAACAACAGUUAGAUGAUGAGAGAUUUUUUUAUCAAAGAGAGAAAGAUCACUUCAUUGAAGAAAUACAGCGAUACAGGAUUAAAUGUACUGGUAACAUGUCAAAGUUUCAGCAACAACGACAUAAGGAAUUGGAGCAGACACAAGAUAUUUUAGAAAUGGAAAAUAAGCAACUCAAGGACGAAUUAACAAAUAAAAAUGAAGUUAUAUACAAUACAUGUAUAAAAUUUCUUCGUAUGAAACAUGCCAAAGAUACAUUAAGAUACAAAUUGGAUCAGCUGUUACACGAACAUCUGUUAGUAAUGGCAGAAAUGAUGGAAAAGUUAGAUGAGGCGAGAAAGGAACUUAAUUUAAUUGUAUCAGAAAAAUUUCAGGAACCAUUACCCCUUAAUAAAGCUAAAUUUUUACAAGUUGUACAAAAAAAUAAUAGAUUGAUGUAUGAAAAUGCAACAUUAAAAGUACAGAUUCAUCAACUUACACAGAACAUAGAGAAGUUAAAAAAUCAGAUGCAAAAACCAAAAAAGAUUAAUAUAGAUGCUAAAAUUAUUGAGAAAUUGUCAACACAAAGCGAUACAAGGUCAACUUUAAUCGACAAAACGGGAAAAAUCACUUUGUUCUCUAAAUUAUCUCAACCUGUCGAUUAUUUUAGAAACGCAAAGACUGAACGCGCUCAAAGUGCACCGGGAAUUGUGGAGACGUCCAUGAUAUCUCAGAAAUGAUAGC